Messenger RNA from Triplophysa dalaica, 1475 nucleotides. It is a transcript of the gene sae1, whose product is annotated as SUMO1 activating enzyme subunit 1. The record is from RefSeq and is a predicted model, not a curated record. Bases 136 to 1182 code for a protein of 348 amino acids. NCBI's taxonomy places the organism in Eukaryota, Metazoa, Chordata, Actinopteri, Cypriniformes, Nemacheilidae. The transcript has 9 exons. Gene Ontology annotation, cellular component: SUMO activating enzyme complex; cytoplasm. Gene Ontology annotation, molecular function: SUMO activating enzyme activity. Gene Ontology annotation, biological process: protein sumoylation.
GCGACUUUACGAGUAUCACUAAGCGGCACUUUUAUCUCAUUGAAUGGAGAAAGGGAAUAAUACAGUUUAGUUCAUAGUAGUCAAGCUUACCCUUUCAGUCCGUUUCUUACAUUUUAAUAUAGGAAAUAACGCACAAUGAUCGACACAAUCGAAAAAGAAGACACUGUUAUCAGCGAAGAGGAGGCUGCUCAGUAUGAUCGUCAGAUUCGUCUCUGGGGUUUGGAUGCUCAAAAAAGACUUCGAGGAUCACGGGUACUUCUAGUUGGACUGCGGGGUCUUGGUGCAGAAAUUGCUAAGAAUCUUAUUUUGGCUGGAGUAAAAGGGUUGACUCUCCUGGAUCAUGAGCAGGUGAAAGAGGAGUCCAGACGAGCUCAGUUCCUCAUUCCUGUGGAUGCUGAUGGUCAGAACAGAGCCGAAGCCUCUCUGGAGAGAGCACAGUUUCUUAACCCAAUGGUAGAGGUGAAGGCAGACACUGAACAAGUGGAAAGCAAACCAGAUGACUUUUUCUACCAGUUUGAUGCGAUUUGCUUGACUGGAUGCUCCAAGGACCUCAUGGUAAAAGUGGAUCAGCUUUGUGCCUCCAGGAACAUCAAGGUCUUCUGUGGAGACGUAUAUGGUUACCAGGGAUACAUGUUCUCCAACCUUGGCCAGGAGCAUCAUUAUGUAGAGGAGAAGCCCAAAGUGGUGAAAAGCUCUGAUGAGGCCAAUGAUGGUCCAGAGGCAAAGAAACCAAAAGUGGACCCGAACGAGACCACUAUGGUGAAAAAGACGGUCAGUUUCUGCUGUCUCAAAGAGGCCCUGGAGGUUGAUUGGACCGAUGAGAAAGCUAAAAGCAAUCUGAAGCGUGUUCCUACCGACUUCUUUCUUUUGCAAGUGCUUCUGAAGUUUCGUACUGAUAAAGGUCGCGAUCCUCAGCCAGUCAGCUAUGCCGAAGACUCACAACUACUCCUGCAAAUCCGUGACGAUGUUCUUGAAACCAUGGGCGUGAGCUCGGAUCUGCUCCCCAACACCUUUGCCAGUUACUGUUUCUCUGAGAUGGCCCCGGUGUGUGCUGUAGUUGGUGGAGUUCUGGGGCAAGAGAUAGUCAAGGCUUUGUCUCAGAGAGACGCUCCGCACAGGAAUUUCUUCUUCUUCGACGGGCUGAAGGGCAGCGGAGUGGUGGACUACUUCGGGCCCAAAUAAUCCCCUGGAGAAUGCGGAGAGUCUAACACAUGCGAUUCGUGGGGCCGCAUUUGUGCUCUCGAAACACCAUGGAGUUCAUGUUCUGCCAGUGGCCGCAGGCAUUAAAAUCUGUCUUUGGACCGUACCUUUGCAUAGCAGUAUGCCACACGUUAAUUGAUGCCAAAAGCAACAACAACAUGUUGUCAAGCCUUUUGUGUUUACUUGCUCAUAAAUAUAGAUGCUCACGUUUUUCACCAGGGUUAACCAAACGUUCUACAUUUUGUAUUAAAUAAAGAUAAUGGGGAAAAGCAUAA